This is a messenger RNA of Morone saxatilis (striped sea-bass), 5012 nucleotides long. RefSeq names its product ST3 beta-galactoside alpha-2,3-sialyltransferase 2 (gene st3gal2). Bases 1 to 1248 code for a protein of 415 amino acids. Gene Ontology annotation, molecular function: beta-galactoside (CMP) alpha-2,3-sialyltransferase activity. The transcript is spliced from 8 exons. The record is from RefSeq and is a predicted model, not a curated record. NCBI's taxonomy places the organism in Eukaryota, Metazoa, Chordata, Actinopteri, Moronidae.
AUGGCCAUGGGGGGGCCGCAUCCCGUCCUCCACCCUGCACCGGGACAGGCGGUGGGGCUGGGGGUCCUGGGGCGGGGGGGAGCUCCCAGACUUUCCGAGCUCAGGCCCUGGCUGGGCGGUGGGGUGGCUGGGGUGGCAGGAGGAGGUGGAGGUAGUAUCGCAGGAGGGGGCGCAGCGGAGAAAGGAGGCAGGGUGAGAUGUUCCCGCAGGGUCUGGGUCCUCCUUGGUUCGCUGGCUCUCGUCUUCCUCACCUCGCUCUUCUUCUCCGUCUCGCUCCGCGGGGGCGUGGGCUUCAACUACCUGGAGCCACCUGGGUGGGAGGAGUCGAGGCGGGUGAAGCUAGUGCCCAGCUACGUGGGCGCACACAGGCUGUCACCAGCUGACACCCCCCAGCAGAAGACAUGUGCCUGCCCGCGCUGUGUCGGAGACCCCGGUGUUUCUGAUUGGUUCGAUGAGAACUACGACCCGGAUAUCUCACCGGUUUGGACCAGAGACAACGUCCAGCUGCCUUCUGAUGUCUACUACUGGUGGGUGAUGUUACAGCCCCAGUUUAAACCCCACAGCAUCCAGCAGGUGCUGCUGAGGUUGUUCCAGGUGAUUCCGGGAAGGUCGCCGUAUGGCUCGUGGGAUCCGGGACGCUGCAUGCGCUGCGCCGUGGUGGGGAACUCAGGGAACCUUCGUGGGGCCGGAUAUGGGGCAACCAUCGACGGACACAACUACAUCAUGAGGAUAAACCUGGCCCCCACGGUGGGCUACGAAGAAGACGUCGGCAGCCACACCACUCACCACUUCAUGUAUCCGGAAAGCGCCAAGAACCUGGCGGCCAACGUCAGCUUUGUCCUGGUUCCCUUCAAAACGUUGGAUCUCGUCUGGAUCACCAGCGCUCUGUCCACUGGCCAAAUUCGAUUUACGUACGCUCCAGUGAAGCAGUUCCUCCGCGUAGAUAAAGACAAGGUCCAGAUCUUCAAUCCGGCAUUCUUUAAAUACAUCCACGAUCACUGGACCAGACAUCAUGGCCGCUACCCCUCCACUGGCAUGCUAGUGCUUUUCUUUGCUCUGCAUGUCUGCGAUGAGGUGAACGUGUUUGGUUUUGGGGCGGACAGCCGGGGGAACUGGCACCACUACUGGGAGCAAAACCGCUACUCCGGAGAGUUCAGGAAGACCGGCGUCCACGAUGCCGACUACGAAGCUCAGAUCAUCCAACGGCUGGCCAAGGCUGGCAAAAUCACUGUAUUCCCUGGGAAAUAACUAGGAAAUAACCAGCAAAUCACCCCAAGUAGCAAAUGUUCCAACGCUGGUACGGCAACAGACACUUUAGAGGCUGCUUACAAUGUGUUAGAUAUUCUCGCUACCUGCACCAGUUUGGGUUCCCAGUUAAAGUAAACCAAAUGCUUACAGAAGUUGAGACGAAAUGGUCACGAAAUAGUACCAAAUAAUGUUAUUCCAUUCACUUACCCUCAUAUUUGGGAGGUUGCCCACCAGUCGAGGCUCUGAUUGGAGAACAUGGUGUUGACUCCAGGAACAGGGGCCAGCCAGAUCCAAACGUAGUUCUUACUUUUAUCACCUAAGAGUGGGAGUUGAGCCUUAAAUUUGUCAUUGAAGCAAUUGGUUCUGCCAGCGCGAGGCUUGAAAGACAAGACCACAUAUCUCUUUCCAAGGGCAGCUUCAAAAAAAGCAAAUGAGGGCUGGACCGCAGCAAAACUCAAGUCAGUCACCACAAACAUCGACUUUGACUGUGUACCACACAGACAAAGCUGGGUCCCACCUUGGAUGAGUGUCUGAUCCUCAUCCAUUUACAGAAAUACAGUAUAGUACAUACUGAAAAGGCCACAGAAAAGGCAACAUCAGCAUCUAGGAGACUGUUCCCAGCCACGAGGUGUCUGACAGUAACAAAGCGUGAACAAAUACCAGGCACCGCUCUGUAGGCCUGCAGACAAGAUUAACAGCACGGACACAGACUGUGGAGCUUUCAGACGCCAUUGUGCUGUUAAACAUUUUGAGACUAAAGGACUAAUUUUCCAUCUCUUACAAAACCCUGGACCAUGACUCCCUUGAGAAAGAACUGCUCCUAUACGAGACCAAACCUCACUUGCCACUUCUCACUGUCAUAACACUUUAUGUGAGUUCUGCCUCACAAGACAGUGUUACAAGUACCAUGUCUGACUGUGAUGAGUCAUAAAAUGAUGUGUUAUAAGACGAUACGUGAUUGCUGUGAGUUUAAAUCAUAUGGCUUUCCUCUAAAUCCCCCCCCCCCCCGGUCUUUGCAGGGCUUAGCAAGGCCUUCGACACCUUGCUGCAGACUCACAGAAACAUGAUCAGGACUUUUGCCUUUUGGCCAUUCUGACUCAGAUAGAUCACUGCUGCACUAGCAUGAGCUUCAGCUUCUGCAGAGACAGCUAGCAUGGUUUGAAACACCACAGCGACCGCAGGCCCUGCUACAGUCUGUAUUCACAUCCACACACAGAGGGAGAGUUCUGGGAGAGAGUUUGAUUUGACUGCAUGAGACUCUAAUGAGGCCAAAAGUCCAUCUCCUGGGAUUUCAUGUUUGGAUGGAGGCACGCUGGUUUCUGGACUGGAGUUUAAUCCCCAUGUGGUCUGUCAAGGUCUAUUUUGGGAGGGGGAGCACUGGAGACAGAGAGCUGGAGCAUGAAGAACCAGUCUGACAAAGCCAGCAUGAGAAACACAUCAUUUACCCCAGUGUUUGGAUGAAAAGAGAAGACAUUGUUGUUGAUGUGCACAAACUGUACUGGGUUCACCACUUUGGUUUUGAGAGGACUGAGACAAGAAAGGAAGCUCACUCUGCUUCUUUUCCCACAGACCUAAAACUCCAACCUGACUCCUCCUAUCCCAGUGGAGUUAGAGACUGUCAGGAGGAUUUCGCCCCAGAUUAAGGCCCAUAUGAUGGGGGGUGAAAAAAAACCCCACUGGAUUUGGGACUGCUUUAACCUGUCAGCAGCUCGGCUUCAUUAACCACUAGCCCUGGUCUCUGCUCAGCCAAUUCAGACUUCAGCUACGUCUGGAGGGUGUGGAGCCACCGGACGCCUUAGACUUUACCUCCGUAAACUGUUCUGAUUUUCAUGAUGAUGGCAUAUCCCCCUGCAGACUGCAGAUUUCAUUUGUUAGUUUUAUGUACUGUUUAGCUUUGAGUUUACACUUUGGCUGGAUUUAUGCUAUUGGCUCAGAUUAGAUUUACUUUUGCACACAGGUGCCACAUUUAAAGAUUUUUAUCAUGAUUUGGUAUCAAAUAAUACCCAUUUACACAUUAAUAGCUUCCGAACAAAUAUCAGUCAUGGAAGGUGCUGCUAGACUGUAACAAAAGACAAAAACAAAAGCGGAAAAAAAGAAAAUGUGUGCCACAGAGAGGAAGGAAAAUACAAGUAUUUGGUUAGAGCUGAGACUGUAAAUCCAUCCAAAGAUGUGCUUAUCAAGAAGCAGACAAGACAAGGAAGAGUACUCAAGGUUCCUAUGCAGGUCUGGAAAAAAUGGAGAAGUGAUGACUGAAUAAGUCUUUCAAGGUGUGAUAAUUAAUAUUUUUACUAUCCCGUCACAACAAACUAACGUAUGUAUGCAUGGGUUUGGAUGAUUGUUGAUCAGUAUUGACUCCAUUUAGGAACAAAUUAGUAUUUAUGUCAGUUACAGGUUACUUUAAGUUAUAGAAGUCAAAAUACAAGUUAUAGAUUAUUUACUCAGUCCCUACAGGAUUUUGCCAGCUUUUUUGGGAAUAGUUGCAUCCUAAAAUGCUUGAUUUCACUGCAGAUUUUCUAAAAUGAUUGCAAUGUUUUCAGGAGAGAGCGAAAAUGUGAAAAAAUUAAAAAAUUAAAACUCAAAUGCUUGUUCCAGUGAGGUGGAAUUUGCGUUAAUUUUUGCAGUUUGCAACUUCCUGAAGGGACUGCUUAAUGCCACUGAACUAUAAUUAAACAAUUUCUUAAUAAUAUUGAAUAUUCAUGACUAAUUAAGCAACACUCAAAGUUAAAGGUACCCUGUGGAGUUUUUGACCACUAGUAGUGCUGUGGAGCAAUGUUUUUCAUGUGUGGUCCCAUGAUUCCACUGAUCUAGAGGUGGCGGUAAUGUGCCAAAAAAUGCAGCAAUGUGCCAAGAGAGGCAGGGAAGAAGAAGACGUAAACAAUGCAGGAUUUAAAAUGUUUUUAAAAAGUCAGCAUUGCAAAUUUUCUUAGGAAGGAAAUGCAUUCAACACAUUUGUUAGAUCUCAAGGACACUGAAUGUGAACAUAAACUCCACAGGGCACAAUUAUUUAAGAGUUUUCAUCAGGACUGUGUGGGUGUGGUUUGAUCAGAUUUAAUUGACUGAGGCCACCAAACACCUCACCAACUAUCAGAUUUUCAUUCAAAUAUUGCAAAAGUUUGUGAGUUUUUUCCAACUGAGCCACAUCCACUUCGUACCUGUACGAAAAGCACAGGGAAGAAAAUGCAGAAAUCUCUUAAUUGUAAUAACAUAAACUGUCAGAAAAAUGUCUUUUCAUGUCGGAUCCUGUGAUGCACAAUGAGGAGCAGAUUCAAAAACAUGUUUCCAGGGCUUUUAAUGCUCCUUUAAACUAUGAGAAAACUUUACUAGUUGCAGCUAAGAGUUCACCAGAACUUUUUUUUUCCUUAGAAGCAGUUGGUGUAUUGUUUUAAUGACUCAUAAUGUGCUAUACGGUGAGCUAAAAAAACAAGUGAAGAAAGAUACAUUUGUGAAUAGAAGCCGUGUAGGAACCGUGAGUGCCAGCCGCUGCAGCAGAUGGUACUUUUAUAUGAAAUAACACCUGUGUAUGUGUGAGAACCUCAGAGUCUGCUGUUAAGGGACUUAACCACAUGAUAUUAUGAAGCUCACACCUGUGUUUUAUUUUUUACAUGUACUUGUUGAGAAAAGGUCUGAGGGUACACAAAAUGAGGAGGGGUUGGGUUGUGGAACCGCCCCCAGCAGGCGAUGUGAAGAACUGUGCCUCCUAUGCUGAUAAUCAUUUCUGUUGGUGUAUUAUUGUAUUAUCUUUUGGAUGAUAUUGUGUAACCACA